Molecule: messenger RNA, 2631 nt
Organism: Geodia barretti
Lineage: Eukaryota; Metazoa; Porifera; Demospongiae; Tetractinellida; Geodiidae
Source: the annotation of a GenBank genome assembly
AUGACGACUUUGCUUGUUUUUCUGUGGUCGACGCCGUUCUUGUGGGCGUUGGCUCGCGCUGAGGGAAUCCGCUACGAGCCUGUGAAAGCCGCAGAGCAGAGUAUUGCAGACGAAUGCACGAGCAACCUGACCCAACAGGACAAGUACACUGUGUCGCUCAUUCGGUACAGCAUUGGAGCCGUCACUAUCGUGGAAACGGACGCCCCCAACACUGAUCCUUACGUCGAAGAUUGCUCCACAGUAAGCAUCAGUAGCAACUCUUCUAAUGACAGCAGCAUCAGAAGAAUAGUGCGAUUGGAUUCACAGAACACUUGCCACGACGUCCUAUUUGUAGUCGCCGGCAGCGACGACCCUGUAGUGUGCGGAUACGACCCAAUAUUUGCUGGACCUUCCAUAGACUACCAGCCUCGUACGGAACACGAAGAAGAGAUCGAGACACGCUGCAAGCAAUUCUUGCCCCAUCCGCACGGAUACAGGCCCACUCUAGUGAAGUACGAGUCAAACCCAAAAGGAGCAUUUCCCGGCUACAAUCAGUGGAACGUUACGUACCCCAACAGCGAGGAUUCUUUCCGUGAAGACUGCUCGCUUCUGUCCGACUCUUCAGCUGCGCCUCCAGAGCCACCCGCUGAAACGAGACCAGUUAUUUUCAUCACUCAGUCAUGUCACGACGUUUUGUUCUUUGAGAAUGGAACAAAUCCAGUAGUUUGUCUGUAUGUCCACACUUUUGAGGUGGUAUAUGGAGGACAAGGUGAUGUGUACAAGCCAACUACACCACCGGAGCAAAAAUUUGACACUGAAUGCAAGAAAAACUUAGUAGACAGGUACACUGUCUCUCUCAGGAAAUACACACUGAGCAACGACAACCAAAGAGCUUCGAUUCAUAAGACGGACACACCCAAUUCGAACACCUUUGCUGAGGACUGCACCUCUGUUGGAAUUAGGAAUUUCACUUCAGGUGCCUUCAGAGACAUCCUCUAUUUGGUAAACGGGACAGAUGUGACUUGCCAUGAUGUUCUAUUCCUAUACAAUGGAACCGACCCAGUUGUCUGCUACUAUGAGGCUAAAGUAGCUGGACCCAUGAUAAACUACGAACCUCGCACAGACGAAGAACGCGGGAUUGAGAGACAGUGCAAGCAAAACUUGCCCCAUCCGUCAAACACUUUCGUCGCUUUAGUAGAGUAUGAGUCAAACCCCGAACAAGCCUUUCCUGGUUAUAUCCAAUGGGAAGUUACAUACCCCGACACUGUGGAUUCUUACAGGGAAAAUUGCACGAUUCUGUACGCCUUUUUGACUGAGGGUCCGGAUCAGUUUGUCAACGAAACCCGACCUGUGAUACUCAUCAGUGAGUCUGACACGUGUCAUGACGUUCUGUUCUUCACCAACGAGACCAACCCUGUCGUUUGCCUCUUUAUAAUUAAUCCAGAAGUCGUGUUUGAAGUGCACAAAGAUGCAUCCAUCAUCGUCCUGUUCUUUACCUCUCUCUCUAUCGUUGCUAGCAUUGUUCUACUGGUGACCCACCUGAUUUUCCCGUCACUUCAGACCAACCCGAGCAGAGUCAUCAUGAAUCUUUCCACGGCGUUCUUGUUGGGGGACAUAUUCUACAUAGUCCAGACUUCACUCACUCUUGAUGAUCCAAGUCAAUCGUCCGUUAUUGACCCAAUAGUAAUCGUGGCUUAUUAUUUCUUCUACGCUCGAUUCGUCUGGAUGGCUUUGGCGGGAUUUGAGAUGUGCCGAACGAUUCACGUCGGGACUCAACUGAGAUUCAACUCGGCAAGCAAACGGUUGAAAAUUCUCAUAAUUUACAUGGUAACGGGCUGGAGCCUUCCCCUUGUUCCAACAAUAAUAAUGGCCGUGGUUCACUUUGAAGAGCUGGAGAAAGAAGAUCCCGGGAAACCAUCACUGUUUGGUAUAGGUGGUCUCCUUGUUGUGCUCGUUCCAGUGAUAAUCAUAUUGUUCUUCAACGUCGGAAUAGUCGUGUAUCUCUCCUACAUUCUUCACAAGGCUCAUCAGUGGCAGAUCAAAGUGACAGACGCCAUCAAAUCGCACAGACGGAAGACAAAUUUCUCGCGGAUUUUCGUCAUCAUCCUCACACUGCUGGGUGUGACUUGGAUCCUAUUCUUCCUCAUCUACAUUGACGGAAUCAACCAGAGCGACGCUGUUCAAAUCACCACAGCAGUUUUGAACUCACUCCAGCCGAUAGUUGUGUCCAUUGCCUUUUUAGGAACAAAGAAAAUCUUCCGAAAAUACAAGAACUUGGUCUCCACCAAGAAAGACGAAGAACCCUCUGAUAUUUCGGUUCUUCAAAAUCGUUUCCGUCGCAGCAACCGUCGACUCAUGUCAUUCCUCUUCACGGACAAGGAACUGGCCGAAGCGGUUUCGAAGCAUUCGCAUCGUCCGCACCGGUUCGGUUGGCGAAGUCGGACCAAUUCCGAGCUCAGCGCCACGUCGUUUUCAAUGUUCUCUCGUGAUUCCUCGCAGAGUCUCGUUUCGUCGCCUCCCGCACUGAACGGCAUAUCCACACCUCCCAAAGAACCUCCCAGCCUUGCUCCCAUAUGCGAAGAAGCUGAAGAACCCGAAGCACAAGAUUCUCCAAGUCAUGUGACAGUUGAUUUACAAGACAGCAAUUUAUAG